This is a messenger RNA of Coniophora puteana RWD-64-598 SS2, 3169 nucleotides long. RefSeq lists its product as uncharacterized. The transcript has 9 exons. Gene Ontology annotation, molecular function: cysteine-type deubiquitinase activity; protein binding. Gene Ontology annotation, biological process: protein deubiquitination. NCBI's taxonomy places the organism in Eukaryota, Fungi, Basidiomycota, Agaricomycetes, Boletales, Coniophoraceae. Bases 1 to 2964 code for a protein of 987 amino acids. The record is from RefSeq and is a predicted model, not a curated record.
AUGAAAGACAUGAAAGCUGCCUGGCACCGCGUCCGAGAAGCCCGUCCCCACAUCCACCGCAGAAACAAGUCCAAGUCCCCUGCCCCAUCCACCGCCACAUCCCAGCCUGACUUCGACGCCUUUGUCCACGUACGCCGCUCCGAUCCCGACACCGACUCCAUCUCCCAGCACUCCGCCGACUCCCGCUUUUCCCUAAACAGCUCAGCAUCGGGCACCCCAGUCACAGAGACGACCCCCACCGCAAAGUUCACGCCCCUCGCUGACGUCCACGUCCCCCGAUCUCACUCUGACCGCGAUCUCCGUCCUUCUCGCAGGGACAGCGGCUCUGUCAGCGUCCGCACGGCAAGCAGCAACUAUCUGUCCCCCAACUGGCCCGAGGACAAUCCCACCCAUCACCACCAACGCCAGCAUUCCCAUCCCCGUGCGCACAGCCCCCUCCCCACUCCACCCGCUUCCUCUUCCUCCUCCUCGAGCAGCGCACAGAUCGGUCCCACAUCCGUACGCGCUCUCCCCCCACCACCGCAGCGCUACUCGUCGUCCACCGCAUCCGCAUCGACCGCCCGCCUCCCCAAUCCCCACUCGCCCACGACCAAGCACGCAUCUACUAGGCACCCGCCCGCGAUGCAGACCAGUCCCGCAGACGACGAGGCCAAGAUCGCGCAGGUGCGCGAGAUGAUGGCCGACGCGUUCGACGCCUCCGUCGCGCGCCGCGUCCUGCGCAAGCACGACGGCGACGUCUCUAAAGCGAUCAUGGCCAUCCUGGACGGCGACACCGGGCUCGACGUCGCCAUGCCACUAUCCUCAUCAUCAUCGUCGCCCGCUGUCCCGCCGCUCGCGUCCUCUUCGUCGGCUUCUGGGCAGGUACCCCGCUCGACCUCGAAUUCGAAUUUGUUGUAUAAUUCCGGAGGCGCGGGGACGCAGCAGCAGCGUCGGGACGUGCCGACGCGCCCGAACACGCCGAUCAAUAUCGAUCUCACGGCGGACGACGACGCGGAGCUGAACAGGGCGCUCAAGGCCUCGCUCGAGAGCAUGGAUCCGCCGCCGCCGCAUUUCGGGCCGAGCAACCGUCCAGCGGACCCUGCAUGGGCUGUUGUCCCAUCCAACAGCAACAAUGCCGUUACGGACCCAGCGCAGGACGAGCUUUCGCGCGCGAUCGAGGCGAGUCUCGAGCACGCGGACGUCAAGGACGUUUAUGAGCCGUGGCCGGAGGAGCGGAUGAUGCGUGAGGACGGCGCCCCGGUAGCGCUCCGCCCGUCAAACAGCCCGCUCGUGUACGCCGCGCUGAUCCUUCAAGGCCUCUACUACGUCCCGCAACUACGCGCGCGCGUCGCGCGCUGGCGUCCCGAUGCGCCGCCUGGCGCCGUCGAGGCCCCUCCGCCGACGAGCGGUCCCGAACACGCGCUGUGGUCGCUCGUCGAGAUCUUCGUGCACAUGGAGCAUAUUUGUCUCUCGGAGGUGAACAUCAAUGAGGCGGCGGCGGCGUUUGAUAUCAGGCCGUGGGCGAGUCUCGCGGAGGAUGUUGGGAUGUUGUCGUACAGGUUCUACGAUCGGCUCACUGCGCUGAUGGAACGGCUGUUCAGCGAGCAGGAUCGGAGGGAGUGUAAAAAUGUGCUUUCACCUAACCUCCUCCGCUUCGAAUUCGGCACGCACUCCAGCAGCCCGGCGGAGAUCACACAGUCCGCGGCGAUCGUCCGCGUCGAUAUCGACAGCCACGGCGGGCCCGCUGGCAGUGCCGGUGUUGGCCCGCACGACAGCUACGGCUACGGCUACGGCUACGGCUACGGUUACGGUUCAGAGGAGGAGCGGAACAACGACCUGCUCUCGUGCCUGUCCGCGCAGCUGGCGAGCAAGGGCGACGCGGAGGCAAGGCAGGAGGUGAUAUACGAGCCGUCGGACGUUGUCGCGUUUCAGCUUGCGCGCGCUGAUCCUGCCUCUUCUUCUUCUUCCUCCGCUUCCGCCGCCUCCGCUUCCGCGUCGACUUCGAAAGCCGGCGCCGGUGGUGGUGGUGGUGGUGGUGGCGCUGGCGAUGUCGCAGGAGGGGCGGGUGAGUGGCGUGCGGGUGCCGGUGCGAGGAGAGAGCGCACGCCGUUUCGCUAUCCGAAGCACGUGUAUCUGGACCCGUUUUUGAGCCAGAAUGUGGAGCUGGCGAAUGAGAAGCGCAAGUUGCAGCGGGUGAUGCGCGAGGAGAUUGCGAGGCUCGAGGCAAGGCGGCGGUCGUUGGUCGGGUUCAAGGACAAGGACACGCUGAAAGAUCUGCGCGCGACGAUCGAGUACUACGAGCAUGUUGCGGACGCGUAUGGUGAUCCUGCGCGCGCGGAUGUGCUGCGGAGCACGGCGGGGAAGCUGAGGGCUGCGCUGGCGGCGAUCGAGCGCGAGGUGGCGGGGAUUGCGGAGCGUGUUGCGCAGUUUAGGAAGGAGGCUGGGGAGGUGUUUGAUAUUCCGGAGUUGCAGCGUGCGAGGUACGACCUCCGCGCCGUGUUUGUGCACGAGGGCCUCUACGGUCGGCGCCACCUCUACUCGUACGUGCACGACCACGCGACGGACCAGUGGUGGCGGAACGAGGACUCGCAGGUGUAUCGCGUGCCCGAGUCGACGGUGCUUGAUGAUCCCGCGGGGCUGCACCUUGGAGCCGGGCCGUAUAUGCUGCUGUAUAGCCGGGCUUUGCCUGAAGGGAAGCAAAAGGCUGCGGAGGUCAAGGAGGAGCUGCCGUGGCCCGAGGAUGUCAAGGGAAUUGUACUGCGGAACAACGAACGCAUGCGCAAGGCGGCAGAGGAGAAGCAGGUGUCGGGGUGCUCGUCGGCGGGGCUUACUGCGAAAGGGGUCAAGGGCGCGCAGGACGUGUCGAUGCUGUCGACGCCGGCGCGCUCGAUGGCGCCUACGCCGUCCGAGUACACGAUCGGCUCGAGCGAUGUCGAGCCGGCGCUGUCGGAUCGGGAGAUGGACGUUGAGGUCGUUGAUAAAUGAGGUGGUGUAGCUGUGCUUAUGCUUUUUUGUUACGCGUUUGCAUCUAGUACUAUUGGACGGACGUUGCUGUUAUCACAUGAAUGAUGUUUUCUACCAUUGGACCCGAAAACAAAAACCUGUAUGUGCAUAUAUCAAGUCGACGGUCCAUGCUCAUGGUAAUACUCCCGUGCAUACAUAUAAUCCCCAGCCGCCCUUCCACUUCCUU